Molecule: messenger RNA, 486 nt
Organism: Engraulis encrasicolus (European anchovy)
Lineage: Eukaryota; Metazoa; Chordata; Actinopteri; Clupeiformes; Engraulidae
Product: cerebellin-2-like
Exons: 1
Coding region: 1-486 (161 amino acids)
Molecular function (GO): protein binding
Source: RefSeq, a predicted model, not a curated record
AUGACAGCAGUGAACACCAGACUGGCAGCCAUUGAGACUGAAGUAAAGAAUCUGGACAAAGAGAUCAGAGCAGCACCCAAGGUGGCUUUCUCAGCAGCUCUGACUAACUCAGGAUACAUAGAGUCUGGGGAAAAUAACCUGAAUCUAGUGUUCAGUAGAGUCUUCACCAAUGUCGGACAGGCCUACAGCAGUGUGUCUGGUUUCUUCACUGCUCCAAACAAGGGGGUCUACUACUUCAGGUUCAACGUCAUGGAUUUACUAACCACACGUAGUAUGAAUAUCAGGAUGAAUAAGAAUGGACAGCAUCUCGUGGACCUGUGGGAGCGUGACACUGAUGGGCAGCCCUCCGAUCUGUCCAGUGGUCUGACUCUGCAGCUGGAGGAGGGAGAUGUAGUCAACAUGGUGCUCACAGCAGGCCACAGUCUGCACGACGAUGGUCAUCAUAAUUACUGCACCUUUAGUGGCUUCCUGAUCUUCCCUCUCUGA